AUGUUGUGUAGAAGAGGAAUGGGAGUUGAAUUUUUCAGCGAUUCGAAGAAAGAUGAUUUAGUUAGUGGGAUUAGUUCUCCUGCAGCAGAGAAAAUCGGGCGACGAGAUAUAGCAUCUGCGACAUUGUUAAAUCGAUUGUGCAAAGGAUAUUUGCAAAGGAUAGACAUUGGGGAUGAAUAUAUACUUACAGA
Messenger RNA from Dentiscutata erythropus, 191 nucleotides. The record is from the annotation of a GenBank genome assembly. NCBI's taxonomy places the organism in Eukaryota, Fungi, Glomeromycota, Glomeromycetes, Diversisporales, Gigasporaceae.